This is a messenger RNA of Suillus subaureus, 1443 nucleotides long. RefSeq lists its product as uncharacterized. Lineage: Eukaryota; Fungi; Basidiomycota; Agaricomycetes; Boletales; Suillaceae. The record is from RefSeq and is a predicted model, not a curated record. The transcript has 9 exons. Bases 234 to 1238 code for a protein of 334 amino acids.
GCCAGCUUCCAGAUGCACUUCCGAAAUCAUUUCAAAGGAUGGAUAUGUAUACUAUUGUCACUUGUGGGCUUGAAGCGCUAGCGCUGAAGCUUGAAGAUCACAACCGUCGACCAUGACAAGCCUGAGAGUACUCCCACGUGUACACUCCAAGCAGUAGCGCUCACUGUGGGUCCGACUCAUCCGCGCGCACAGGCAGGUCACCAGACAAGCCUGAGACGAGCCCUGACCUAACGAUGGUGUCCUUGUGUUUCUAUCGGUUUGUGUCUAUAAUUCCAUAUAUUUCAACUAUCCUGGCAGUACAAGUCCAUCCAGUCAAGCGCAGUAUCGUCUCACCUGCCACCUGCAGUAGUGAAUACUCAUGGAUGGACGACGGCCAAGGCGACUCACCUUGUCUUACUGUCGCUUAUGUCGAGGCCGCAUGUUCUGGGAGCAACAAUUAUGAUCAACCAGUCCUGAAGAACGGCUAUUCGUACUCCUUGCCAAAUUCGACGACCGCAAAUCCAUGUUAUUGUUCUUGGUCAUCUUAUAAUCUUAUGAUGGCGUGCACUAUAUGCCAAAACAAUAAUGAUUCUGCUAUCUGGGAAUGGGCUCAAUGGACAAAUGGAUGCACCACCAACUCAUCGUGGACAGAGAAAUAUUUCCCUUCUGGAUAUGUGCUUGCUGGAAAUGCUUCCAUACCUUACUGGGCUAUUACUGAUCCGACAACAUGGACAUCUGCGACUUUCAAUAUCAUAGAUGCGAACGCUACUUAUCAGAAGAAUCCUUCCUACAUAAUUCCUAGUCCCCCAUCGUCAUCUAGCGGUCCAUCAUCUAGCAGUUCAAGCUCAAAAUCAAUUGACGUGGGUGCAAUAGUUGGUGGUACCAUCGGAGGCGCAGCCGCACUCUUGCUUCUCGCCAUUGGCGCCUAUAUACUAUACAGACGCCAUGUAUACAGGAAAGGAGUUCAUGUCUCUGCCAUCAACCAACAAGGGACGACCUUUAUGUCAUCGUCAGGCACACAUAGCCGUUUCCCCUCCGACACAUCCAACUUCGCUCCAUCAAUGUCGGGCCCUCUUGCAUUGUAUGGGCAGUCCGUAUCCCCGCCGCCGCCGCAGAAUGAGAUUGUAUAUUCUUCACAACCUCAGACUACAUACCCAUCUCUGCAAGGUUCAUUCUCACCUCUUCCGCAGACAAAUAUGUCCGUCUACACUACAUAUACUGGUAAUGGCCAACGUUCCGAUGUCAUACCAAUGGUUUAACGGUAGGGUGUUUCUUACAAGUUCUUCAUAGCUUGAACUGUCGCACGCGCUCGCAUUCGGUACCUUAUACUAUGAUCUCCUGGCCAAUGUCCUUACGAUUUACUUAUUUUUUUAUGACAGGCAAGGGGGGAUUAGGACUUUCUUACUUCGCAUUCUAUCAGUAUGUCAUUUAUGCCGUCGUUCCCGCCAACUUAUGGCGAUAUUA